AUGAAGAGCUAUGAAUAUCCUCGAGUCCGCCCUCCCACUUCGUUACAGCCACCGCGGCCGCCGGCCGAUAGCCGCUUUUCUUGGAUGGACGCAUCUGCAGAACAGGAGCACCGAGUGGGAGCAAGAGGAGAGACAAAUACUACGCCAAUACCGCAGCCAGCGUCGAACCAACAAAGUCCGGCACAGAGUCAGGUGCAAAUGCAGACGAUGGAGCCGCAAGCCUAUGGUGGUGGCGUGGUUCCGUACCAGAUACAUGAUCCGAUGGUGUCACAACAGCAAUAUUCUCAGGCUCCGCGCCAGAUACACGAUCCGAUGGUGGCACAACAGCAACAUUUCCAACCUCCGCAGCUAUAUGGGGUCUACGCAGCACAAGUUCCUGUACCACAGGCUCAAACGCAGCCACCUCGACAUCCCACACCUCCGUUACCACAGCCUCCUGAGCCCGUCAAGCAGCCCGUGAUCCCCCAGAAAGAAGCAAGCAGCCCAAUAGCGCCCGACGCAAAUCCGCUGUCCGCGACGACUCCGAAACGUCCCAACCGGACCAGCACCAAUAUGGCUAUCGUCCCGCCCUCGUCAACAGAUCCUGCCCAGUUCUCAGCGAGCGUAUUUACACCGAGUCCACAGUCCCUAAAAGGAGGCUCAUGGCAGCAUGGCUUUUGCUCCUGUGCUGAGCCGUCCAUCUGCAUGACGGGCCUAUUUUGUCCAUGCAUCAUCUAUGGUAGAACUCAAUAUCGCCUAGGUUUGAGGGACGAGCGAAAGGAUCCGACAAACAUGCUGGGAUAUACAGCGGUCAACGGCUCUUGCAUAGCCUUCGGCAUCCUUUGUGGUAUCAAUGGGAUACUGGCCGCUAUUCAGCAUACACGGGUCCGAAAGACGUAUGGCAUGAGCUCCGAAGCCGGCAAUGUCGCGGGGGACUGUUUGAAGGGCGUUUGCUGCUGCUGUUGUGUCGUCGCUCAGGAUGAGAAGGAGGUGAAAUCCCGUGAAGAACAAGCGAGGAAACCUGCUGGCUCUGCCACAAGGAACGAGGGUUAUGUUGCACCGACAUCUAUGACAUUUCGUGCGCCUCCGAGGUGA
Molecule: messenger RNA, 1074 nt
Organism: Cladophialophora yegresii CBS 114405
Lineage: Eukaryota; Fungi; Ascomycota; Eurotiomycetes; Chaetothyriales; Herpotrichiellaceae
Exons: 1
Coding region: 1-1074 (357 amino acids)
Source: RefSeq, a predicted model, not a curated record